Neoarthrinium moseri is the source of this 1221-nucleotide messenger RNA. RefSeq lists its product as uncharacterized. The transcript is spliced from 5 exons. NCBI's taxonomy places the organism in Eukaryota, Fungi, Ascomycota, Sordariomycetes, Amphisphaeriales, Apiosporaceae. The coding region runs from base 1 to 1221 and encodes 406 amino acids. The record is from RefSeq and is a predicted model, not a curated record.
AUGGCUGAUUUUUCUAAACUAACGCCUGCUCAGCUGCAGGCAGUGCUCAAUGGCCCCGCGCUGAAACCACCUGAGGAUGUGACGCCUAAUUUUGACAAUCCGCCCAACGACAAUGCCUUAGCGUAUACGGCGUUAAGCGUAUGUCUUGCUGUAGCAACAAUUACUAUGGGAAUUCGUUUGUAUAGUAGGGUCGUUAAGGUCAGGAAGCUCCGGAUCGAAGACUACCUCGCGUGCAUUGGUUUUGUGGCUUAUGUGGGGUACUUGACGACUACCUACAUGCGGGCGGCUCAGUUCGGAAUCUUCGUACAUCAAUGGAAUAUCCGCCUCAAGGAUAUGUCUAUAAUACUGCUGAGAUCACACGUUGCUCAGAACAUGUACCCGAUCGUGAUGAUGACCAUGAAGACAGCUAUUCUGAGAGAGUGGAUUCGAAUAUUUGUCCCUCACGGCCAGCGGAACGCUUUUUUCUGGCUUUGCACAGUCGUGUUGGUGAUCAAUCUCUUAUACUACGCUUCUGCCAUUGUUGCUGUCAACCUCACCUGUAUUCCCAUCCAAGCAACGUGGGAUUUCACGGUAAAAGGGAAAUGUUUCAACGGCAAAGCCUUAGCAUCAUCCGGAGUUUCCGUAAAUUUGGUCUCCGACGUGAUCAUAUUAGUUCUUCCGCAAAAGACAAUCUGGAAUCUGAAUAUGCCGCGACGCAAGAAGAUUGGUGUCUCCAUCGUUUUUGCUGUUGGACUGUUUGCUUGCAUUGCAGCCAUUUGCAGGCUUGCAGCUUCAGUGAUCUACAGCGAGUCCAGCGAUGUAACCUACUACGGGUCUGCGGCCGGGCUCUGGGUCAUUGCGGAGAUGACUUGCGCCUUCUUAGUCUUCGCCUUGCCUGCUGUCCCCAGAGCUUUUACGGGGGAUGGCGUUGCUACGCAGAUACUCGUGUCCCUCAGGGCAUGGGCGUCCAUAUCCGGAUCACGCAAUCAGUCGAGAGACGGGGUCUCCUCAUUCCGCUCUGAAUCGGGAUCUCGCAGGGGAAACUUUUCCAAACUCAAUGAUCAAGGUAUACCUCUCGAAGACCACCCUUCGACUAGAUCCAAUAGGUCCCAAGAGCAACCCGGAAGUGUUCGUCAAACGACCAAGAUUGAACUCAGCAGCUCCCAGUACACCGACGUAGACCGAACAAUGGGUCACCAGUUACACCAUCCUUGGGAAACAAAGCAACCUCGCACGGCAUAG